Strongylus vulgaris is the source of this 747-nucleotide messenger RNA. NCBI's taxonomy places the organism in Eukaryota, Metazoa, Nematoda, Chromadorea, Rhabditida, Strongylidae. The record is from the annotation of a GenBank genome assembly.
AUGGACCCCGAACUUGGGCUGGCAGAUAAGAUUUUCUUGAAAGACAAGGUCCGAAAACCGCAGCCUCGUCACCUUCAACAGCGAGUUGAUUACCUGCUUAAGAUGAUGGACAAAUCACUAAACGGCAUGAACAGUCAGAAGGCCACUUUGAACCGUAAGCGAAAAGCACCAAACAGUGAUGGGAAAUCGGGGCCAGUCGACGAAAAGAAGCGGCGAGAAAAGGAACACAAACAUCAUCAUCAUCACGCUAUACAGGUUAAAACUGCAACAGCCACUCGUGACAAGACGCUUACAGAUCAGUUGGCUUUAGUGCUGAUUGAAAAGUCUAUCUAUGGGCAAGCUCUUGAGAAUACGAGCGAUCGGCCGUUUUCUGAAUGUGUGAAAAUGAUGCGACCAGUGCAGAAAUAUAUCAAAAAGCUUACUGAGGCUGGUAAUGAAAAAGAGGCGGCCAAGUACCUAAUGCGAUUAGGUGACAACUGUCGUGAUCAGUUGGAUGAGAUGCUCAAAAAGAAGCCAAAGACAAAUAUUCGUAAAUGGUAUAACUAUAUGUGGAUUUUCCUAUCAAAGUUUGUGUCUCAGGAGCCAAUGGAGAUGUUGCAGAAGUAUCGAGAACUUUGUGCAAUGAAUCAUCGACAUAAGCAUCGAGAUCGAGAGCACCAUCAUAUUCAAAAAGAUCACUCGCCACAGAAGAACGAUGGCGAAAAGAGGGAAAAGGACUUGGAAAGGAAAGAUGGCAAAGAACAACAU